AUGGCCCGUCAACGCCGUGCAGUACAAGAAAAGGAGUCAGAUAAUACAGAAGGCUCCUUUGCUGACUCGGUACUUGAUGCUCCUUCCAAAGUAAUCAAGAAACACCUCCAUUGGGAUGAGCUGCCUCCUUGGUUACAAGACAAUCACCAUAUCCAUUCGGGCUAUCGACCUGCAUCAUCCUCGUUCCUGGUAUCUUUCCAGUCCUUGGGUUACCUCCACAAUGAGAGCGUCAAUAUCUAUACACACUUGUUACCGGGAUUACUGGCUAUCCCAGCCGGGUAUCAACUCUAUUGUGCACUAGCUCCACGCUACCAAACCGCAACCGACGCAGAUAUUGUGGCGUUUGCAUGCUUUUUUGCCGGUGCUGCCUUUUGCUUGGGGAUGUCCGCAACUUACCACACCAUUUCGAACCACUCUCCCAGUGUAGCUCGUAUUGGCAACGCUCUUGACUAUAUCGGGAUUGUGGGGUUGAUUGUGGGAAGCUUUGUCCCAAGUAUCUUCUAUGGAUUCUAUUGCGAUCCGCAACUUCAGCAGCGAUACUGGACAAUGAUCAGCACUAUAGGAAUGGGAUGUAUGUGCGUAUCGAUCAUGCCUCGGUUCCGAACACCCCGUUGGCGCCCGUUCCGCGCAGGCAUGUUUGUUGGGAUGGGUCUGUCCGCCGUUUUCCCUGUCAUACAUGGCGUCUACAAGUUUAGCUUCGGUCAAAUGCGGCAACAGAUUGGACUCAGCUGGCUGCUCCUUCAGGGAUUCCUGUAUAUUCUUGGAGCGGGUAUCUAUGCCGCUCGCGUGCCAGAGAGGCUAUGGCCGGGCAAGUUUGAUAUCUUCGGCCAUUCUCACCAGAUUUUCCAUGUGCUGGUCGUUUGUGCAGCGGCAGCUCAUCUGACUGGGCUCCUCAAAGCGUUUGAUUAUCGGCACAGCGGCACUGCCGAGCUUUGUCAGAUUCCACGCGGCUGA
Penicillium chermesinum is the source of this 954-nucleotide messenger RNA. Its product is annotated as hemolysin III family protein. The record is from RefSeq and is a predicted model, not a curated record. Gene Ontology annotation, cellular component: membrane. Gene Ontology annotation, molecular function: signaling receptor activity. Bases 1 to 954 code for a protein of 317 amino acids. NCBI's taxonomy places the organism in Eukaryota, Fungi, Ascomycota, Eurotiomycetes, Eurotiales, Aspergillaceae. The transcript has a single exon.